Molecule: messenger RNA, 753 nt
Organism: Zychaea mexicana
Lineage: Eukaryota; Fungi; Mucoromycota; Mucoromycetes; Mucorales; Lichtheimiaceae
Product: Molybdopterin synthase catalytic subunit
Exons: 2
Coding region: 204-698 (164 amino acids)
Biological process (GO): Mo-molybdopterin cofactor biosynthetic process
Cellular component (GO): cytosol
Molecular function (GO): molybdopterin synthase activity
Source: RefSeq, a predicted model, not a curated record
GUUUUUCACUGUGCUUCCUUACUGUCUGCUGGUGAAGCCAUUUAUAAAAAUAUAAAGUUCGUUUUCAGAGAAAAUAGCUACUUUGGAAAAAGAGAGAGUUCGGGUAUAUAUAUGAUCUCUCUUGCCCCUUUCCCGAAAUACAAGCCACCAUCUUAUCAAAAGUGUUGCUGAAGUAAAAAUGGCUGGAGAUAUAUCCAUAUAUCAUGGCUACUACCACUACAGCAGUAUCAGGAGACAAGGACAUUGUUGAAAUCAGUGAACAUAACUUGCCCAGUUUAGAGACUGUUAGUCAACUUGUACAAGAUGACACGGCAGGAGCUAUCGCUACCUUUUCGGGAUUAACACGCGAUACAUUCCAAGGCAAGAAAGUGGUUCGACUUGAUUAUGAGGCGUAUAUACCCAUGGCAACAAAAGUCCUGCAUGACCUCAUUAAAGAAGCCAGAGAGAAUUGGGCUGUGAAACAUGUGGCUAUCUAUCACCGUAUCGGCACCGUGCCUGUAGGUCAAGUGAGCGUAGUAGUGGCCGUAUCAUCUGCCCAUCGAAGGGAGGGUCUACGUGCAACUGAAUAUCUGAUUGACCGUUUGAAAGAUCGCUGUCCUAUCUGGAAAAAGGAAGUGUAUGAGGAUGGCAGUGUCUGGAAAGGUGCAUGUGAAGGAUGUCGAUUCAACAAACAUACCCACAGCAACAACAACAACUAGGCUUGUUUAUACAAUACAUCUUCUUUACAUAAUACAUUGUAUUUUAUUAUAACAU